Messenger RNA from Microsporum canis CBS 113480, 300 nucleotides. RefSeq lists its product as uncharacterized. The transcript has a single exon. The record is from RefSeq and is a predicted model, not a curated record. Lineage: Eukaryota; Fungi; Ascomycota; Eurotiomycetes; Onygenales; Arthrodermataceae. The coding region runs from base 1 to 300 and encodes 99 amino acids.
AUGCCUUCCAGUGCAUCCGACAAGCGUCAAGUAUACGAGCCGACAAACGCCAAGGGAGUUUCUAGAGGAGAUGGUAUAAACGAGCAGGGUUCGUGGGCCCAGCCUGAUGUCCCAAUCUGGCAUCAUUUAUAUAUGUAUAUAUGGCCCAUGUAUAGCAUGUACCACAUCUCAUGUACGACGGCGGAGUGCAAUUUUGAUCUGCAAGGCUCAUGCAUGGGUGGACCGUAUACUUCUGCAUAUAAGCUUUGCCUUGUUUGCAAAUACUACGUCGGCAGCCAUAUUUAUGCAUAUAAGAGAUGA